CUAACACUCUCCAUCUUUAAAACACCAACAAAUUCAUUACACCCCAUUUUCCAUCUCUCUCAAUCCACUCACCCUUUUCUCCGACCAUCGUCGAAAAAUACAACGAAAUUCAGAUCAGAGGUCUCCAGUCCGAAUCCCGAUCAGAACACAUCCAAUGGAACCACUCACUCUGUUCAUCGGAAUCAUAGGGAAUGUCAUCUCCGUGCUCAUGUUCCUCUCUCCUGCGGGGACAUUUUGGAGAAUUGUAAAGAACCGCUCGACGGAAGACUUCGAGGGCCUGCCUUACAUUUGCACGCUGCUGAACGCUUCCUUGUGGACGUAUUACGGCGUCAUCAAGCCCGGAGCUUACUUGGUCGCCACCGUCAACGGCUUCGGCAUCGUCGUCGAGAUCGUCUACGUGGCGCUCUUCAUCACCUACGCGCCCCGCAAGAUGAAGGUGAAGACGGGAACCCUAGUGGGGAUUCUGAACGUAGGGUUUCUAGCGGCGGCGAUGGUGGUGACAUGGCUGGCGUUGGAAGGAGAAGCCAGAAUCGACGCCAUCGGGUUCAUUAGCUCCGCCUUGAACAUCGUCAUGUACGGCUCACCGCUGGCGGCCAUGAAAACAGUGGUGACAAGCAAGAGUGUGGAGUACAUGCCAUUCUUGCUCUCCUUCUUCCUCUUCUUGAAUGGUGGGAUUUGGACAUUCUAUGCCUUCCUCACCAAAGAUCUCUUCCUUGGGGUGCCGAAUGGGACGGGGUUCUUGCUUGGAGCCGCACAGCUCAUUCUUUACGCAAUGUUCAGAAACGCUAAGCCAUCCGCCUCUGGUUUAAUUAACACUAAUACCACUAAUUAUGGAAGCCUGGAAGAAGGAGGGCAGCGUGAGCCCUUUAUUCCCACACCCCACCAAGAGAUUCGUUAGUAAUUAGAGGUUAAUCUUUUUGGAAGCAGAUACGGUUUAAUUAAUUAAUUAUGAGUUAAUGUAUGUGUGUGUAUGUAUGUAUGUAUAAGAAGGAAAUGUAUGAGGGAAGGUUAUAUGUAGAGCCUUGUUUGUUUGGUAAAUGAUAAAGUUUUAGUGUGUAAUGCGAAGUUAAAAAAUAUUUGGUUGGUUUAGCUAGAUGAUGGAAUUGGAUGAGUUCAUUUGAGAUUGUUUGGAUGGUGCAUUUGUGAAAUGAGGUAAGCCUGGUUUAAUUGCUUCACGGUUGUCUAAUCUGACAAAAAAAAAAAAAAAAAUUGGCAUACCUCAUCUCACAAUUGCACAAAGAAAACAUAUCAUUUAACAA
Linum tenue is the source of this 1259-nucleotide messenger RNA. NCBI's taxonomy places the organism in Eukaryota, Viridiplantae, Streptophyta, Magnoliopsida, Malpighiales, Linaceae. The record is from the annotation of a GenBank genome assembly.